Molecule: messenger RNA, 897 nt
Organism: Zasmidium cellare ATCC 36951
Lineage: Eukaryota; Fungi; Ascomycota; Dothideomycetes; Mycosphaerellales; Mycosphaerellaceae
Exons: 1
Coding region: 1-897 (298 amino acids)
Biological process (GO): intra-Golgi vesicle-mediated transport; endoplasmic reticulum to Golgi vesicle-mediated transport; retrograde vesicle-mediated transport, Golgi to endoplasmic reticulum
Cellular component (GO): COPI vesicle coat
Molecular function (GO): protein binding; structural molecule activity
Source: RefSeq, a predicted model, not a curated record
AUGGACCCCUUCGGCGCCGAAGGCGAACUCGUCAACAUCCACACCGCAUUCAUCCAAGGCCAAUACCAAUCCGUGCUAGACGACUACUUGGCCUCCUCCUUCUCCGACUCCAACAAACUCCCCAUCCAAGUCCUCCAAUACCGCGCCCAAUGCGCCCUAGGCCAAUACAACGAAGUCAUAAGCGCCAUCUCCGACUCGGACGCGAAAUCCACCCCGGACCUCGCAGCGGUUCGGACCUACGCUUCAUACCUCUCUCAGCCCAGCGACGCCGCCGUGAAGGAGGCGAAGCGGUUAGCGGAGAGCGAAGGGGAGAGUUUGAGCGUGCAGCUACUCGCGGGGACGGUGUUGGCGCGGGCGGGCGAGCAGGAGGCCGCGCUGCAGUUGCUGGCGAAGCACCAGGGGAGUCUGGAUGCCGUAGCGUUGAUCGUGCAGAUCCACCUCUCGCAGAACCGGACGGACUUGGCGGUCAAAGAGGCGCGAAGUGCGCGGAGUUUCGCGCAGGACGCUCUGCUGGUGAAUCUGGCGGAGAGCUGGAUUGGAAUGCGGCAGGGCGGGGAGAACUACCAGAAGGCGUUUUACGUCUUCGAAGAGGUCACGCAGGGCCCUUCGUCCGCGUCGGCGACGUCCCUGAUCGCGCAGGCCGUGAGCGAGUUGCAUAUGGGACGGAUUGAGGAGGCGGAGACGGCGCUGAACCAGGCUUUGACGCUGGAGCCGGAGAAUAGCGCGGCGAUUGCGAAUCGGUUGGUGCUGGAUACAAUCGCGGGCAAGGAGACGGUGGAGUUGCAGAAGAAGCUCGCGAGCGUGGAUAAGGAGCAUGAGAUGUUGGCGGAUUUGGCGGCGAAGAGGGAGGCGUUCCAGGCGGCUACGGCGAAGUAUAAUCCCAAGUUUGAGCCAUGA